Molecule: messenger RNA, 1636 nt
Organism: Wyeomyia smithii (pitcher-plant mosquito)
Lineage: Eukaryota; Metazoa; Arthropoda; Insecta; Diptera; Culicidae
Product: Golgi resident protein GCP60
Exons: 7
Coding region: 187-1617 (476 amino acids)
Cellular component (GO): Golgi membrane
Molecular function (GO): fatty-acyl-CoA binding
Source: RefSeq, a predicted model, not a curated record
UUCGAUAGCAAAUCUGAAAACAGAACUUUGACAGCUCAUCUUCUUUUUGCAAGAAAAAAGGUUUGCCUUUAUUUUUCCAGAACAUCAUCAUCAGCAGCCAAAUUCUACGUGCUGCAGUAAAAGUACCGUAAUAAUCACCCGAAAAGAGAGCGGCAGAUAGUGGGUGGCAAACACGACGAGCGGAACAUGAUAAGCCCCCCUGAUGAUAGCGCAGUAAUGGAACAACUUCCGGUACGGCAACUGUCACUCGGAGCGGACAGCGCCGCAGACAAUGGCAGUGGCUCGGACAGCGAAGACAGCAAAAUCCUCAAGUGGAAUCUGCCCCUGAUGGAACUAUACCGCAUGGCCUGCAGCUUCUAUAAAGAAAAAUCGGGCAAAGCGGUUCACUUAAGCUAUGAGGAUAACUUGAAGUUGGUUGCGUUUACGCAACAGGCGGCCCACGGGCCGGUGGAUCCUGCUAAAGUGCCUCCUUUGGGAAUGUUCGAUGUUAUAGGAAAAGAUCGCCGAAUUGCCUGGCAACAUUUGGGGACAAUUACGAAGCUUCAAGCAAUGGAAGGCUUCAUCGAUUUGCUGGAUCGGCUAUGUCCGCUCUUCCGACCGACUGUGGAGGCUAUCAAAAAGGAUCGCGAGGAGAAAGUGCGUCAAGCACAGGCAGAGGAGGUGCACCGGCGGGAACAACUCGAGCAGGAAAAGGAGAAGUUAGUCGAGUUGAAGCGAAUCGAGGAUGAACGGAACCGCGAGGAGUUGCAGCGACGCCAGCUACAAGAUGCUUUGAACCAACAAACGUACCAUCAAUUUAAGGACUAUGCGGAGAAACAGUAUCCCGUGAAUCCGGAGCAACAAGCGUUACUGAUUAGACAGUUGCAGAAUGAACAUUACCAUCAGUAUAUGCAGCAGCUGCAGGCUCAGAUGGCGAGUAAUUAUUCCCAACUGAAGCCAACCAACGGGGAAGUUGAGACGGAAUUGGAUGGUAAUGGAAUUGGUCAGUUAGAUCAGGCUGUCAGUGCAAAAGAGGGCAGUCAGCCGGAAUACAAAGAGCAAUGUGACAGCGAUGAAGAGUCAGGAGAAUAUGCUGUCAUAAAUCCGGCUAACAUGUGGACUAAGCCGGAUAUAAAACUUUUCAAACAGGAAGUUACUUCUGGCAAAGGCGACGGAGUAAUUCGGGUUAAUCACGGGGACACUGUAACGGUUCGAGUACCAACUCACGAGGGUGGUUCCUGUUUGUUUUGGGAAUUCGCCACAGAUAAUUUUGACAUCGGUUUUGGUGUUUAUUUUGAAUGGGGCAAGCCAGCAACUACCGAAGUUUCGGUAUACAUCAGCGAAAGUGACGAGGAUGACGAUACGCUCGAGGAUGACGAAGUCGUCUGCACGGAUGAUCUGGAGUGUGGUGGCCAGGCACAGCACAAACAGUACAGCAACGGUGCCAGUAGCAGCACCCUAGCCAAUAGGAACCCAAUUUCCAUUAUCGUGCCCAUCUAUCGGCGCGAAUGCCAAACAGAAGUGUACGCCGGAUCGCACAGCUACCCUGGGGAGGGAACCUAUCUGCUCAAGUUCGAUAAUAGUUACAGCUUGUGGCGCUCCAAAACGUUGUACUAUAAGGUUUUCUAUACCCGAUAAUUGAAUCGUUUUAUAUUAU